AUGAAAAAUGUUGAUUUAAUUGUUUUACGCGCAAUCACAACUCAACAAAAACGUUUGAGUUUAAGUAAUAAAAAACUUUAUCAUUUACCAUACAACAUUGAAUUUCUUAACUGGCUUGUAAUAUUAGAUCUACGUUCAAAUAAUUUAUCUGAUCUGCCAAUUCUACCAAAACAUCUACAAUCGAUUAAUUUAGGUCACAACUGGUUUACAACAAUACCUAAUUCUGUACUUGAAUUGACGUCACUCAAAUCAAUCAGUAUGUAUAGCAAUCAACUUCAAUCUAUUCCAAGUACAAUUUUCGAACGGUUGGUUAAUCUUGAAUACAUAAAUUUCAAUCAUAAUUGCAUUGAUGCACUAAAUGACUCAAUAUCCAAUUUAGCCCAUUUGAAAUACUUGUCGAGUUCUCAUAAUAAAUUGACGACACUACCAGAGUCAAUGUGUUCAAUGCUCAACAAAUUAGAAUAUUUAAAUCUAGGUUAUAAUCAUAUUUUGACAUUGCCAUUUAAUUUUGGUCUACUACAAAAUAUGAAAACACUUCUUUUACAUAAGAACUUUUUAACACGAUUACCUGAGACAUUCGGGCAACUGAAAUCACUAACAGUUUUAGACUUAGCUGGUAAUAACUUACAACUUUUACCAUCCAACUUUACACAGUUGAAAUUAAAAGAAUUCUACGCUGAAGCUAAUCCAUUCACACGAAACGAUUUAUUUACUUCAACGUAUAAAGAAAAUGUUUUAACAUUGAAAGAAAUUGUCUUACGAAAAUUAUCCCGUUUAGGAUUUAUUGAUAUUGGUGUUAGCAAUCCUUGGUUAGAAAGUAUUAUAGGAUCAAAACAAUGGCAAACAGCUGGAUUUUGUGCUCUAUGUAAAAACCCAUUUGUAACUUGGUGGUUAGAAAGUGUCCGAUUUGCCAAUCGUAAAGAAUUAAUUAUCUCUAAAAAAUCUCAGUUGAACAAAGCAUCUCCAGAAGUAUUAUAUCCGUUAAGGACUUUAUUUUGCAGUUAUCACUGCUUAAAUUCAAGCGGAAAUUGUUACGAAUUAAGUGUUGGUUAA
This is a messenger RNA of Schistosoma bovis, 1053 nucleotides long. Lineage: Eukaryota; Metazoa; Platyhelminthes; Trematoda; Strigeidida; Schistosomatidae. The record is from the annotation of a GenBank genome assembly.